Molecule: messenger RNA, 1071 nt
Organism: Trichomonas vaginalis G3
Lineage: Eukaryota; Parabasalia; Trichomonadida; Trichomonadidae
Exons: 1
Coding region: 1-1071 (356 amino acids)
Source: RefSeq, a predicted model, not a curated record
AUGGAAACACGUCCUAAAGUCCACGUGUGUUCAUUAAGUUUAAGUGCACUUAAGGGAGUAAGUAGAGAUCUUGAAAAUACAAUUCAUCAAUUGAAUGGUACUAAGAAUCUCUCAAAGGAAGACGCACAAAAUUUACAAUAUGAAGUCAAUCGUCUUCGCUGGUGCGAAUUAUCAAUGGAAUACAAUCAGCAUCAGCAACUUCAAUACAUUUAUCAAUUCAAUGGUGAUAAAGCAGCAAAUCCUGAAUUUCGUAAUAUCAAACUUCGUUAUGUACUCAAAUUCUGGAAGAGAGAAAGACUGCGGCAGAUUUGGCUUCAAGCCCAAGAAAAAUUACUCAAGAAGAACAUGGUUGAGAGAGUAAAUAACAAAAAUGACUACUACGUAAGGCAAAGAGCAUUAUUAGCUUCUAAAUCAUUCAUCAAAGGAUUAGAUUUUUACACAGUACCUGUUGAAGAUUUAGUUCCUAUAGAUUUACUCAAUGUAAUUGAUUCAUUCCAAUGUCCAGCUUCAACAUCGUUUGGAUUUGAGAACCGUGAUCAUGCUUACUGUUUCUCCGAUGCUGUUAAGGACUUCUCAUCAGAAAAUGAAACAAAUGACACAAUUGAAAGUAAUACAUUCGAAGCAAACUAUCGUGAACAGUUUAUUUCACGCGCUGUAGCUCCAGGUGGAGCUGUACCAUUCAAAACUCGCAAUCUCGACCUUGAUGACGAAUCAUCCGACAUUUUUGUCUUGGAUUACGAUAAUAAACCAGAAUCUGUUAAGAAUGAACCAUCGAUUGACUCAGAACCAGUCGUAGUUCCAGCCAGCGAAGGCAAAAUUGAAGAAAAGAAGAAAGAAGAAGUUAUUGAAGUUCAGCCACAAGAAGAAAAGCCUAAAGAAGAGCUGGUGAAAACACAAAAGCCAGAAACACCUGCUUCUUCCAAAUCUAUGUUUUCUAAUCCAGUAAUUUUAAUUAUUUUAGUUGCUGCGUUAGCCAUUGCGGGUUUAUUCAUAUUUAAGUUUGUUUUAUCAUCAGGAGAUGCAGAAUUGCCAACACCUUCUGUUAACGAAGGUCCUUUAUGUCCUGAAUAA